Molecule: messenger RNA, 3415 nt
Organism: Grammomys surdaster
Lineage: Eukaryota; Metazoa; Chordata; Mammalia; Rodentia; Muridae
Gene: Lrrn4
Product: leucine rich repeat neuronal 4
Exons: 5
Coding region: 124-2319 (731 amino acids)
Molecular function (GO): protein binding
Source: RefSeq, a predicted model, not a curated record
AGGCUUUUUCCCUCUGACAUUCAGAGCUGAGAAGUCUGUUUCCUGCAUAUUCAAAAGAUUGAGGGCCUAAAGGGGUGCCACAUCCCACUGGGACAGCUUCCAGUUUUUCCCUAGAGACUUGACAUGCGGUGGACGCUGAUGCUGCCGCUGCUGCAGCUCCUGCUACAACUGUUGAUGGUGCAGAGCCAGAGCCUGGAGGGGCUUUCCCAAGAGACUAUCCCACUCCUCCGACUCACUCAACAGGGAGUCUGGGACAGCCACGACCGCCGCGCCACCGACUCUCCCUGCGAGGGGCUCCCCGUCGCGGGAGCCACCGCCCUGAACCUGGCGAACCGCAGCCUGGAGCGCCUGCCCAGCUGCCUGCCGCGCACACUGCGCAGCCUCGACGGCAGCCACAACCUGCUGCGCGCCCUUAGCGAGCCUGUGCUCGCCCGCCUGCCCGAGCUGCGUGUGCUCACGCUGCACCACAACCGCAUCUCCGUGCUGCACUGGGGGCGCGGCACACUAGCCGGGCUGCGUGAGCUCGACCUCAGCUACAACCUGCUGGCCGAGCUGCCGCUCUGCGCCGAGCCCUCGGGGAGCAGCCUGCGCUCGCUGGCCUUGACCGGGAACCCACUGCAGGCGCUGCAGCCACGGACCUUCGCAUGCUUCCCAGCUCUGCAGCUUCUCAACCUCUCCUGCAGUGAGCUGGGUCACAUUGCCCAGGAGGCAUUCGCUGGGGUGGACGGUGGGCCCCUGGCGGCGCUGGAGCUCUUGGACCUGAGUGGCACGAGCCUGGAAAGAGUUGAGUCUGGGUGGAUCAGAAACCUGCCAAAGCUCAAAGCCCUCUACCUGAGAAAGAUGCCCAGGCUGACAACGCUGGAGGGAGACAUUUUCAAGAUGACUCCCAACCUGCAGCAGCUGGAUUGUCAGGGAUCCCCAGCACUUCGGUCUGUCUACACAGAGAUCUUUCAGGACACACCCAAUCUACAAGCUCUUCAGUUCCAGAACUGCAACUUGAGUUCCUUUGGUCCUUGGACUGUGACUUCCUCCCAGGUCUUGUUCAUUAGCCUCUUUGGCAACCCUCUCAUUUGCAGCUGUGAGCUGGCUUGGCUUCUCAUGGACGCAAACAAAACUGUCUUACACAGGGCAGCAGAAACUAUGUGUGAGCCUGCUCUAGGAUCCACGGGCCCCUUCUCAGGCCCCCUGUCCCUCUCCCACCUGUCUAACGUGUGCAGGUCAGACCAAAGCACCACCCUCCAGGCUUCAAACCCACCCCGCUUCAAUCACUCCAUUUCUGCACCACGGACACAGAGGCCUUUCAUUGGACAGAGUGUGGCUCUGUCUGCUCAGCCUGGAAAAAGUCAACAAAAUAUCACCAAAGUUCCCUCCCUCACCAUGGUUUCACCCACCCGGAUGUAUAUAGAUACUUCAGAGGAAACUGCCCAGUACACUACUAACUCUGAGACAGUUGACAGUCCUUCCAGGGCUCUGCCUGGCCGUGCCAGUUCAGGGGCAGAGCAGACUGUCAAACAUAUCCUUGAGCCCAGUGUCUCAUCUGCCUCUACCCCAUUAGUCAGCAAAUACCUUGAACCCUUGCCUACUUCACCGAACCCCAGGAGCAUAUCUCAGACCAACCAGAGGUCACAAGCCACCCCCAAGGCUCUUGACACAGAUCUUCCACAGGACGAGAUUCCAGUUGUGCUGUUAGAUGAUGAUAGCGAGGAAGAGACUCAAGACCAGGUGGCAGCACCUCACCAGGAUGUAUCUUGUGAUUACCACCCCUGUAAGCAUCUGCAGACCCCAUGCGCAGAGCUGCAGAGGCGCUUCAGAUGCCGCUGCCCUGGUCUCAGUGGGGAGAACACCAUUCCAGACCCUCCCACGCUGCAGGAGGUGUCAGAGAUGACUGACACAUCAGUGCUCAUCCACUGGUGUGCCCCCAACUCGGUGGUGAUCUGGUAUCAGAUCCACUACGUGGCAGAAGGAGGAUCUGGGAACCAGUCAGUAGUGGACAUCUAUGCUACUGCCCGGCAGCACCCCCUGUAUAAGCUAUCACCAGGCACCACCUACCAUGUGUGUGUACUGGCAGCCAACAGGGCUGGCCUGAGCCAGCCACAGACCUUGGGCUGGAGGAGGUCAUGUGCCACCUUCACAACCAAACCCAGCUCUGUGGUCAUCUUCUGGGGACUGUGUACUGCCAGUGGCCUGUUACUGGUUAGCACCCUGGUGCUGUCUGUGUGUCUCUGGAGGCAGCGCUGGAAGCCACACAGGGAGUUCUAUGACACAAACCUGGUGGCCUUCAAAAACCCAGCCAGGGCUGAGGAACUAACUCAGUGGUAGCGACUUCCUAGCUUGUACAAGGCCUUGGGUUUACCCUCAGCUUCCAAAUCAGACACAUUUGAGGCCUUGAGUUUACUUCCAGCAACCAGACUAAACAAACCAGCCUUUGAUCACCUGCUGAGGCUCCACAACUUCAAUUAUCCCAGCAUCUCCCAUUCAAAACACAUCUGCAUACAGAAAUGUUCUGAUGCCUAAAGACAGCAUGAGGUCCAAAUUCUCUAAAGCCACCACAUCUCAGGCUCACACAGAACUAUACUGUGUCCUCCUCUGUUGAAGGAAUGAGUGUCACCCUUCCUCCUAUAGUUCUCACUAACCUGAUGUCAGUCUUACUGGCUCCUGUCAUUCUGUGACAUCCCUCAGGUUUGUCAGCACUCAAUAUAUCCCCACUAUAUCCCUCAGUACCAAGUGGGAUACUGCACGGAAAGAGGUGGGUUAACAAAGAAAGCAGUUGUAACAAGGAACACAGCUUCUUUGGAAAAUACCAUCUCUAAGUUUCUUGCAUGGACAUUCCCUUGUGGCCUGAUUUUAGCACAAUGAGUUCUGUUGGCCUUGAGCUGAUGGCCAAGGGAAGAGCUGUUGUGGGUUGUCUAAGGCCUUCUGGAUUCUUACUUGUAUUUCAGGGUGUGUCAAACCAUGUGUUUCCAGCUUUACAGUUAAUAUUGGUCUUCUGGUAACAUUUGUGAGCCACAGGGAAAGGCUUCCAGGGCUUUCUGCAUUUCACCCAAGACACAAUAGACAAAAAUAAUAUGACCUUCGUUGCUUAGACAGGCCUUACUUCACAGCCCACGCUAGCUUCAAACUUGGAUCCUUCUGCCUCUGUCUUUCCAAAUGAUAGGAUUAUAGACAUUCGGAGAGGAGGCAAAACUGAACUCACAGCAGUGCUUAUUUCUAUCAUAAGGAAAAGUUGUUUGAAUGCACCUCUCAUCUUCAGAACAGGCAGUAGCACAAACACAGACAGCAAACAUAUCAAAGCUGGAUAUGAAUCACACUAUACAUUUCUAAGUGGGUAAGUAUCCAGGCAUGCUUUCAACAUUCUAAACUGUAUCCUUAGUCUCAUCAAAUAUAUGCCCAAGAGAAUUUGAAAGACCCCUCUAGA